Messenger RNA from Diutina rugosa, 717 nucleotides. Its product is annotated as putative dephospho-CoA kinase. The record is from RefSeq and is a predicted model, not a curated record. Gene Ontology annotation, molecular function: ATP binding; dephospho-CoA kinase activity. The transcript has a single exon. The coding region runs from base 1 to 717 and encodes 238 amino acids. Gene Ontology annotation, biological process: coenzyme A biosynthetic process. NCBI's taxonomy places the organism in Eukaryota, Fungi, Ascomycota, Pichiomycetes, Serinales, Debaryomycetaceae.
AUGUUGAUUGUUGGUCUUACUGGCGGUAUUGCCCUGGGCAAGUCCACCGUUUCGAAAGAGCUUUCGCUGACUCACCAGAUACCCAUCAUCGACGCCGACCUCAUUGCUCGUCAAGUGGUCGAGCCAGGCAAGCCCGCCUACAAUAAAAUCACCACUGAGUUUGCCGAUGUCCCCGAUCUAUUACUUGAAAACGGAGAAUUAAACCGACCAGCUCUCGGCCGAGCCGUAUUUGGCAACAAGCAGCGACUCGCAGUGCUCAAUGGCAUCACCCAUCCCGCAGUCCGCCAGGAGAUCUUCUGGCAGCUCAUUGAUAACUACGUGAGAGUAAAGCCAGUGGUGGUGUUGGACGUGCCCCUCUUGUUUGAAGCUGGUCUCGAUAAGAUCUGUGGCGUCACCAUCAGCGUGCUGACCUCGGCCGAGGUGCAAAAAGCCCGGCUUCAGCAGCGUAACCCUGAGCUUUCCGAGAGUGAAGUGGAUAAACGGAUUGCCAGUCAGAUGCCGAUGGCCGAGCGUAAUGCUAAAGCCGAUAUCGUCAUUGAUAAUAAUGGUAGCGUUGACCAAUUAAAGCAAACGAUAGCGACUACUAUCGAGAAGAUUACUCCCCUGUUUUGGUGGACAUUAUUCAUGUUGACUCCCUUCGGCUGGGGGUGGGGCCUUAUCAGUCAAGUCUGGAGAGCUGCCCUUAAGCCAACCCCGGUUAAGCGCAAAACUCAAUAA